Paramecium primaurelia is the source of this 1851-nucleotide messenger RNA. The record is from the annotation of a GenBank genome assembly. Lineage: Eukaryota; Ciliophora; Oligohymenophorea; Peniculida; Parameciidae.
UAUUCAAUAUAAAUAUGAAUUCAUUUAUUCAAUGUUUCAUACAACAGGCAAUCAAAAUGUCAAUAUCUGAGACAUAUGCUUAGAAGAUUCCAAACAUAUUUGAAAUCAAUACUCUAUUGAUGAUAACUUUCAUAUUGUUAUUUGUCUGGAAAAUAAUUACAUUGAAAACUAAAACAUUUGCAAAUCCACUCAAGAUCUUAGGUAUAGCUACUUUGAAACUAAUACACUAUGUUUCAUCAUUAUAUAGUCUAAUCAUGUUUUCAUUUUUGAUGUAACAAUCUCUUAUAUAAUAAGUUCAUACGUGGCAGAUUAAUUGCCUUUUAGGAAUCUUAACAAAUUCAAAGUGAUAAAAAUCUUCUUUGUAAUUAUCAUCUUCUUUUGGGGAACAGACAUAAAUCUAUUUUCACUUACUAUAGUAACUCUAAUAGAAAAAACUACUAAAAAAGUCAUUUAAUCACAUUAAAUACAGAAAGAAGAUGAGAUUUCAACUAUUUUAUCAUAUAUAUUAGCUUUAGGUAUAAUUCUAACAGUAUCUAUUUAUGAAGUAUUGUUAUUGUAAAUCAUUAGAUAUUUAUUUCAGAAGAAUAGGAAGGAUUUAAUAUAAUGGAAUUCCCUAUAUUCAAUUUGUUAAUGAUAGGUUUAUUCUUUUUGGGUUUACAGAAAAUAACCUACAAUAUCACAAAAGACUAACACAACAAAUUUAUAGGUGUAAUAAUGUGUCUUUUAUUUUUGAUUUAUGAAUUGAAAGAUAAAAUAUUUGAUCCUUUCAAUCAUUAAGUGAUGUGGGUAAGUCUUUUAAUUUUAGCUACUAUAAACAUCUUUGAGAAUACUGAAGAAGAUUAAUAAUUGAUAUUGAGUAAUAAUCGAAUAGUUGGAGAUGAUGAAAUUUCAUUUCAAGCAUUUAUUAAUCAUUUAUCAAAUAAUUCAGAUUCAAAAAAGUUAAUGAUAUAAUUAUCUCUUAAUUUUUCAUUUAUGUUUGUAGAAUUAAUUUAUGGUUGGAUUAGUAAUAGUUUAGGAUUGAUCACAGAUUCAUUACAUAUGCUAAUUGAUUCAAGUGCAUUAGCAAUAGCAUUAUUUGCUAGUUUUAUGGCCAAAAGAAAAGCAAAUUCAACAUAUACAUUUGGUUAUGAAAGAGUAGAAAUAUUAUCUGGAUAUGCAAAUGGUGUAUUUUUAUUAUUUGCAGUUGUUGAGAUAAUAUCUGAAUCUUUUGAAAGAGUAAUUACUCCUUAAGAAGUUCUUCCUGAAAAGAUGUUGGUUGUAUCAUUCUUAGGGUUACUAGUUAAUGUAAUUGGAUUAUUUUUCUUUCAUAAUCAUGGACAUAUUCAUUCAGAAGAAGUAGAUGAAUAAUUGGAAGAAAAACAUCAUCAUCAUUGUUCUCAUCAUCAUGAUCAUAAUCAUAAUUUAUCUGGUGUAUAUUUACAUAUUCUAGCUGAUGCUUUAGGAAGUGUUGCAUGUAUCAUAUCUGCAUUGCUUAUAUAUUACUAUUAGUUUCAUAUGGCUGACCCUAUAGCUUCAAUCAUUAUUUCAUUACUCAUUCUUACCACAACAAUUACAUUACUUAAAGAUACAAGUAAAAUAUUAUUGAUGCAUGUACCAUUUUCCGGUAAAAAAGUGUUAGCUGCUAUUUCUCAUGAUGUAAUUAGAAUUAUAAUUUAUUUUUAGUUUAAUCAUAGAGGAUUUGAACCUUAAGAAAUGAAAUUAUGGUAAUACAAAGAAAAAAAAUUAGUUUUUACAGCAAGAUUUCAAAUAAAAUAAGAAGAUGAAGCUUAAAUCAAAUAAGAAAUAGAUAAUAUAGUUUCAAAGCAUAAAGAAGUUGUAAUUAAUGCAAUUGAUUUUGAUUAUGUUGACUGA